This is a messenger RNA of Rhopalosiphum padi (bird cherry-oat aphid), 1936 nucleotides long. Its product is annotated as protein phosphatase 1 regulatory subunit 14C. The record is from RefSeq and is a predicted model, not a curated record. Gene Ontology annotation, cellular component: cytoplasm. Lineage: Eukaryota; Metazoa; Arthropoda; Insecta; Hemiptera; Aphididae. Gene Ontology annotation, molecular function: protein serine/threonine phosphatase inhibitor activity. The transcript has 4 exons. Gene Ontology annotation, biological process: regulation of phosphorylation. Bases 250 to 678 code for a protein of 142 amino acids.
AUAGUCUGAUAACGCGGUUAUGUGUAAUUGAAUUUCUUGUAAAUUCAUAAAAAUAAUAUAUUUAUUGUUGCAUUUUUAAAAUUGUUCGUAUUUUACUAUAUUUUUUUUAUUUGUUAUAUUUAAUAGAAUUGAAUUAUUUUUUUAUUGUUUUAUGUCAAAUUCGUUGUUAUAUUUGUCAAUAAUUGUUCUUAAUUAACUAGUCAUUUACUUUUCAGCGUUUUAAAUUUAAAUUAUAUUUUCUAAGUCAAUAUGGAGUGUAGUUUAGCCUCAACAUACACUAGUAGUUCUGCAAAACCUUCUAGUGCUGUUUCGGGUAAUAGAAGCCCAGCAAAGUCUGGUUUACAUGUCAAUUUCACUGAAAAAGUAGAAGUUAAAGAAAAAAGAGAAAAAUUUUUAACAGCCAAGUAUGGUGCCCAUCAAAUGAGCUUAAUAAGAAAACGUUUAGCAGUCGAAAUGUGGUUGUUAGAAGAAUUGCAAAAACUCUAUGAUUUACCCAAAAGAGACCCAGCAGUUGAAGGAAUAGAGUGUGAAGUGGAAGUUGAUAUAGAUGAUCUACUAGAUAUGGAUGAUGAUUGUCAGCGUACACAGUUUCUUCAAAAACUCUUGUCAUCAGCCAAAUCUAAGGAAAAUAUCAAAGAAUUUAUCGAGAGAUUACUUGAAAAGAUUAAAACAUUAUAGAUAAUCACAGGCGGAAUUCAACUACAAUUAUUCAUCCGCCACGCUACCUCUUAACUGCCAAACAAGAAAUGUCAAAUCUUGCCCAUUAAUAGCAUUACAUGCAUUUUGGAGAAAAUUUUCACUCUAGAAAAUAAUAAUAAAAAAAACCGUCCAAAUUUAAAAUAAUGUAUAGGUUUGGAAUGUUUGGAUAUUACAUCAUAAAGAGAAGUAAAAAGUAUAUAUAAAAUAUUAUUUUUUUUGUAUUUAUUCAACCCAAACCGUUCAGUGUUUUUUUUUAUUCAAUCAGUUGAAAGAGAUAUUGUAUUAUUUUUCAUAAUGUUGAAACAUAAUUAUUGAUGUAAGUGGUAGGGGCUUUUUAGAUUAAGUUCUGAACAUAUUCAUCUGUUUUGGUGUAAUGUUAACUAUCAACUUACAUAAAUAUUAUUUAGCCACAAACAUGUGAAUACUUAUAUAUUUAAUAACAAGUUUGAUUUAUAUAAAAUUAAAUUGUAUAUAUAAAUGUACUAAUGGUGAAGUAUUUACUUGUUGUUCAAGUAUAUAUGUUUUUAACUUAAAUAUAUGCAUUCACAUUCUCAGUUCUUAAGACUGAUCUUUUUAUUGCAAACAAAAAUGUAAUGUUUACUUUCUAAUUACUAUUAUAUUAUCAAUUAUAAUGCACAUUUUAACUUAAUAGUGUAGAAACAGUAUAAAAUAAAGAAAUAAACUAUCUAGUUAAAACUAUAUUUACAAUAUAUUACAGUUUAAAAGUAUUUUAUUAUUUUUUAAGAAUAUUUGUUGUUUUUUUAUGUAUAAAUAUAUAUUAUAUAUAGUAUAUUUUUCAUUCAUUUAUUUAUAUAACAAAACAUAAUAACUUCAGUACAGUAUUAACUGUACAUUUUAUAUCUAUAUGUCGAUUGCUUGUUAUUUUUUAUUUUUAUUUUUAUUUUUUUUGUUUAAUAUUAGAAAGUGAUAUUUUUUUCUUGUACAAAUAAAUACUAUUUACGUAAGAGUACUUCUUGGUGGCAAUCAAGUUUUAUCCUGUUCAGUAGACUAUUUACUCAUCAAUAUAUAACUAUUAUUGUUAAUUAUUGUUAUACAUAAUAAUAACCUCAUCUGCCAUAAAAUUUUUGUGCAGAAACAAGCAGCCAAGAAUUCCUUUGCGUAAAUGGAGUAUAGUUAUAAAAUAUUUUUAAUUGCAUUUGUUUUUAAUAAAUAAAAUGUAUGUAUUUUUUCUAUUUUAGAAGUUAUAAAAAUACAUAAAUAAAUAGUUAAAAAAGUA